AUGCAGGGAGUGGCGGGCGAGGCCCGCCGCGGGUCCCGGGGACGGUGCCGGGGGGCAGGCGUCGCCGAGCUCCCGGGACGGGCGGGCAGGCCGUCCGCCGAGCGUCCCGGGGCGUUUGCCGGGACGACUGCGGGCAGGCCGUCCGCCGAGCGUCCCAGGACGGGCCGGGCCAGGCGUCCCGGGCCGGGGAGGCGUCCGAGGAACGCCCGGGUGGGCAGGGCGUCGCCCACGGGAGGUCCCGGGGACGGGCGGGGCAGGCCGUCCCGCCGAGCGUCCCGAGGGGACCCUGCGGGGCCCAGGCGGGUCCGCCGAGCGUCCGGGACGGGCGGGCAGGCGUCCCGCCGAGCGUCCCGGGACGGGAGGGCAGCGUCCGGGCCGGGCGGGUCCAGGGGACGGGCCGGGCAGGCGUACGGGCCGGGAGGCGUCCCGAGGACGGGCGGGCAGGCGUCCGCCGCGGGUUCCCGGGACGGGCGGGGCAGGCGUCCGCCGCGGGUUUUUCCCCGGGUGGGACGGGCGGGCAGGCGUCGACCGACGUCCGACGGGCCCGGGCAGGCGUCCGCCGAGCGUCCCGGGACGGGCGGGCCAGGCCGUCCCGCCCGGGCAGGUUCACGGGACCCGGGCGGGAAGGGCGUCGCCGGGCCGGUCCGACGGGCAGGGCAGGGGAGGUCCCGGGCCGGCGGGUCCUGGUACGCGGCGGGCAGGCGUUCCGCCGAGCGGUCCCCGGGAGGGACGGGCCGGGCCGGGGGGCCGGUUCAGGCCGGAGCGUCCCGGGAUGGGCGGGCAGGCAGUCCGCCGAGCGUCCCGGGACGGGCGGGCAGGCGUCAGCCCCUAGGCGUUAUCCCGGGAACGGGCGGGACAGGCCGUCCGCGACGUCCGGGACCUCGGCGAGCCAGUUCCGCUGAGCGUUCCGGGAACGGGCGGGUUGCAAGGCGUCCGCCGAGCGUCCACGGGAACUGGGCGGGCAAGGCGUUCCCGCCGAGCGUCCCGGGACGGGUUGGUGCAGGCGUCCGCCCGGGUCCAGACGGGUCCCGGGCAGGCGUCCGGGCGGGUACCGGCGGGACCGGGCCGGGCAAGGCGUCCCGGGCCGCGGUCCGGGACGGGCGGGAGGCAGGCGUCCGCCGCGGUCCUCGGGACGGGCGGGCAUGGCCCGGGGGUCCGGCGCGGGAAAAGCUCUCCUGUUUUCCUUUUCGGGAAACCGCGUGUUCCGGGUUCCCGCUCUAG
Molecule: messenger RNA, 1221 nt
Organism: Macrobrachium nipponense
Lineage: Eukaryota; Metazoa; Arthropoda; Malacostraca; Decapoda; Palaemonidae
Product: collagen alpha-1(I) chain-like
Exons: 1
Coding region: 1-1221 (406 amino acids)
Source: RefSeq, a predicted model, not a curated record